Messenger RNA from Paramecium tetraurelia, 840 nucleotides. RefSeq lists its product as uncharacterized. Gene Ontology annotation, cellular component: U2-type spliceosomal complex. Gene Ontology annotation, molecular function: metal ion binding. Gene Ontology annotation, biological process: snoRNA splicing. The record is from RefSeq and is a predicted model, not a curated record. NCBI's taxonomy places the organism in Eukaryota, Ciliophora, Oligohymenophorea, Peniculida, Parameciidae. The transcript has a single exon.
AUGUUUAAUAAAAGGAAAAUCUAAAAAAAGGAGGAUGUAUUGAAUGGCAUUUAAAUCAAUGAGCAAGAAACAAAAGAACCUGAAGUUUAAAAGAAAAUCAAAAAUGAACAAACUGAGAAAUAAAUUAUAUUGCCUGUCUUAGAAGAAACCAAAUUUAAGGCUGGCUUCGUACUAUAACAUUAGAAUAACUUCGCAGUUGAAAAAAUUGCACCUGAAGCAAAACCCUAUCAAAAUGAAAUUGCUGAAACCCUUCAAAGAUUAAAAUCUAUUCAUUCAAUCGAUGAUGUCAAAAAAGGACAAGUCUUGCCUCCCAAGAAAAAUACUUCGUUGAAUGCUCCCAUUGCCAUGCCAUCAAAUGUUAAAUUUUCUUGCACUUUUGAUUUCAAUCCAAUGUUAUGUAAAGAUUAUCAUGACACAGGAUAUUGCACUUUUGGUGAUUCUUGCAUUUACAUUCAUGAUAGAGGAGACUAUAAAUCAGGUUGGGAACAAGAAAAGGAGUAUCAAGAUUAAUAAAAAACAAGAAGAAUGGGUAAGUAAGAAAAAGAAGAUCUUGAAUUUAAAUAGAAACUCGAUGAAUUUUAUGUUCCUGAAACGUGUAGCGUUUGCUAAUCAUAGUUAAAUAAACCUGUUCAAACUAAAUGUCAACAUUUCUUUUGUGAAAAAUGCAUAAUUACUGCAAAAAAGUGUCCUGAAUGUGGUAAAGCUACUGAUGGACUUUUUCAUUCAGCUAUCAAAAUUAUCUAAGAAUUACAAAAUAAGAGAGAUAAGUUCAUAGCAGAAUAUAGACCAUCAGAAAAUAAAACAUCGUAAAGAUUAAGUGAAUGUGAUUGGAUGAUGUGA